Brienomyrus brachyistius is the source of this 2991-nucleotide messenger RNA. RefSeq names its product eukaryotic translation initiation factor 4E family member 2 (gene eif4e2). Gene Ontology annotation, biological process: translational initiation. Gene Ontology annotation, cellular component: cytoplasm; eukaryotic translation initiation factor 4F complex. The record is from RefSeq and is a predicted model, not a curated record. Gene Ontology annotation, molecular function: translation initiation factor activity; RNA 7-methylguanosine cap binding. The transcript has 7 exons. Bases 1377 to 2096 code for a protein of 239 amino acids. Lineage: Eukaryota; Metazoa; Chordata; Actinopteri; Osteoglossiformes; Mormyridae.
GCGGAGCCCCUUCUCGCCGUAAGGAGAGAGGCGUGUCUGCACGCCGCUUGCACGGGCUGCGGUGUCACACGUCCCCGCAUGUCUGUUGCAUGCAUGAUUGGGGAGCGAAUGCAUCCAGUAUUCUUGCAUAAUAAAUCUCAUUUGAAUGAAAAAAGCACUUAUUUAAUACCGGUCAAGGCCCAUCGGGCCUUCGCUGAAUCCCCGGAUUGCAAGUCGGUGAGAGGCUCGGGCAGGUGCGGUGGGAACUGGUGACAAACUGCCCCAUGCACUGGCACAUGCUGGGGACACUUAAAGCGAGGAUAUCAGCAAAUAAAUAUCAAUCCGUAAACCUUUGGCAUCACAAACGCCAUUUCUCGGCAUUGCAUUGUUUAUAAUACUGGUAAUAAUUGCAAAAAGUAGUUCAGUGUACAAAAAAACUUUGCAGGCUCCUCUAGCUUAAUGCUUGAACGUGACUGCAGGGAUAUUACGAGUUUAUCGUGUUGCACUUCUGCAAAUCCCCACGCAACUCGUUCCGCAUUUAUUACCAGAACCGACACGGGAAGCCUUCGUAACAUUAGAAAAUGAUUUCACCCUAUUUGUUUUACCUAUUGACAAUUGGGAGCAACUAGCUCUUAACAGGACGUGUUGUUUUACUAAAACGCUGGUUUACUUAUUGCGACAAAAUGGAAUAAAACGAGUGAACCGUCGGGGGGCUUUUAUUUUGAAGAAGCCAUUGCUGUUCUAAAAAGGCCUGUUCUUUCAUUUCACUUAUUGCCGUCAGUAGCUUUUUUGUUGACUGAUGGGCUGCACAACUUUAAAGUGCAAGUGCGCGUGUGCAAAGACAAAGAUCUUGUGGAAUUUAAAUCGUUUUUUUCCCCGUAAAAUAACACUUCGUUCUGUUCAUUUAAACACCGUUUCACCUUCUGUUGAUCUUUAUCUUAGUUUAUUGCCGUUUAUGUUAUAUUUUAUGUCCCGUUCUUGGGGAAAAACGGCAGAAAAUGUACAGAAAGUACUAAAAAAAUACUAUUUGUAUCAUUAUCAACAAAUUGUUGUGUACCGUUUUAUAGGAUGUUUGCAUUGUAAUUGCCUUGACGCGGAGUAUAACUUUUUAAGAGCAGAAGAACCAGAUUAUCGGGUCAUGUCGCACUUUUUGGAUUUUACGACAAUGUUGACGGAUGGUUUGUGUUGUAGGCGAUCCAGCUCCAUAGGCACCGUGUGUUUAAAAUGUAAUUGUUAAUAAUGAGUAAACCGCUGUAAGGCAUGCUAACAUCUGCUGUCAAAGUAUAAUAUUUUAGCCAACACUGUGUUGGGAGUGAGCUGUGAUCGUUUUAUAAUCGGUUACUGCCGCCGUUGUUGUGUUGCACACUUGCCUGUGGUGUGUGUGUGUGUGUAAAUGUAUGAGAUCUCGUACCUCCUGCAGUCUGAAAGAUGACGACAGCGGCGACCAUGAUCAAAACGAGGACAGCGGUUCACCGAAAGAGUGUGAGAAGGAAGAAAGCGAUGAGGAAGAUAAGGAGCAGAACACUGCCAAAAAGAAGACAGUCGUACCCGGGGCCGGGGAGCACCCCCUGCAGUAUAACUACACUUUCUGGUACUCGCGUCGCACCCCGGGACGGCCCGCCAGCUCCCAGAGCUACGAGCAGAACAUCAAGCAGAUCGGGAGUUUUGCCUCUGUGGAGCAGUUCUGGCGCUUCUACAGUCACAUGAUCCGGCCCGGCGACCUGACGGGCCACAGCGACUUCCACCUCUUCAAAGAGGGCAUCAAACCCAUGUGGGAGGAUGAUGCGAAUAAGAGUGGGGGCAAGUGGAUCAUUCGCCUGCGGAAGGGCUUGGCUUCCCGCUGCUGGGAGAACUUGAUCCUGGCGAUGCUGGGGGAGCAGUUCAUGGUGGGGGAGGAGAUCUGUGGCGCCGUGGUGUCUGUACGUUUUCAGGAGGACAUUAUCUCCAUCUGGAACAAGACGGCCAGCGACCAGGCCACCACCAGCCGUAUCAGGGACACCCUCCGUCGGGUGCUGAACCUGCCGCCCAACACCAUCAUGGAGUACAAGACCCACACGGACAGCAUCAAGGCGUGGGAAGAUUUUCAUGGACUCGUCAACGCCAGUGGGGGGCGCUAAAAUUCCUGUGAGCAUCUGCCAAGGCAGAAGCGAGACCAUGUGAUGUGAUCCCUCUCGGCCGCUGUGAUUUGGGCAAUGACUGUUCCGGAGCCUUUAGGGGGAGGCAGAAGAGCCAAGCGACCCCCCCACCCCCCUCUCAGCCUGUCUUGUGUUUGUCCCACGUGCUCCCAGCCCGCAGUCAUUGUAAAUAUAGUGGUACACUACGCGUCUGGAAAGCAUCCCCCAUCAAGCCUCUCUCCUCGGCCGUGACCCAACCUGGCUUCAGACGGAAACGCCCCCUCUCACUUUAGUGCAGUGUUUUUAACGUGUCAGUGUUGUUUGACCUAGAAUUGUUUUAUAUAUAAAAAAAUAACAGAUUUAUAUUUCUAAGUGGAACUUUUCAAGGGAUCAUUUGGAGGACUUGCUCAGCCCUGGUUUUUGACCUUUGACCUGGAAGUGUAAACCCACAGGAAGUGAGUCAUCCUAAUGGUGCACUUAGAAGCGUCCCCCCCCCCCAAGCAACCUCUUUAGGAUGAGGAUGAACUGCCGUGUUGCCUGUUUCACUGUGCCUGGCCUUCAGCCCGAUUCUCCUCAAAUUCAAAAGCUGAAGGUUUUUAUUAAUAUUAUUUUUUAUUUUUCCUUCAAAGCAAAUGUUAUCAAAGGAUCACCCCAAGGUGCAGAGAGGGGCCACAAAGAGCGACACAGGAACCAGGCCUGGGAUCAGAUUUAGCAUUUUUCUAAAGUAGAAAAAUAAGUAACCUACGGUCCGGUGGACUGGCUCUCUACAGCUUGCAAUUCUGCUCGGAAUCCAAUGGGUGGCACUGUUUUGAAAGCUGUAUCUGUUGAAUGAACCUGUGGGCGGAUUUCACCUACUGAUUAUAGCAAUAAAUGGGAAUAUGCAUCUGCUGCUGAAGAA